ACAAAAUAACAUUUGUACAAGCUUUGAGCUCUCUCUAGAAACAACCGACUCACUCUUCUUGAACCAACUUUUAAAAUCAUACUAACUUUGAUCAUAUAAAAGCCCUAAUUUCUUCUUCUCUCAGAAAUUCAAUUGAACUGAAAUCUCUGCAUUUCUGGAAUUUUUUUUUCUCUUCUAGGACGUUUUAAUGGCGGCUUCGUUAAGGUGGAAGAGCUUCUUCGAGGAGGAAGAUCGUCCAGAAAAGCCUAGAAGUUUUGGCGUCACUGAAAUUCGCGGUCCUCAAUACUCUCUCUUCUCUCAAAAUGUUCUUGAGGAUGUUUUCGAGUCAAUGGGGCAGUUUGUUGAUGGUCUGAAGUUUUCUGGAGGUUCUCAUGGCCUAACACCAGAGAGCUAUAUUAAAAAGAUGACUGAUAUGGCGCGCAGGCAUGAUGUUUAUAUCAGUACUGGUGAUUGGGGUGAAAACUUGCUCCGUAAAGGCCCAUCUGCUUUGAAACAUUACAUAGAGGAAUGCAAGCGCUUGGGUUUUGAUACAAUUGAGCUAGAUGCGGGUUCACUUGAGCUUCCUGAAGAAACUCUUUUAAGAUACGUGCACAUGAUUAAGGAUGCAGGACUGAAGGUCAAGCCUCAGUUUGCAGUUAAAUUUGACAAGUCUGAUGUACCAUUGUCCGGAAACAGAGCAUAUGGCGCCUAUAUAGCCCCAAGGCCCCGAUCUUAUGAUUUUGUUGAAGAUGUAGACCUCCUAAUCCGAAAGGCAGAAAGGUGUCUGGAGGCUGGGGCGGACAUGAUAAUGAUUGACGCUGAGGAUGUUAGCCGUCGAGCUGAAUCACUAAGAGCAGAUAUCAUCGCCAAGAUUAUUGGUCGACUAGGAGUUGAGAAGACGAUGUUUGAAGCUGCAGAUGCCAGAGCAGCUGAUUGGUUUGUCAGCCAAUAUGGUCCUAAGGUGAACCUUUUUGUGGAUCAUUCCCAAGUGGUAGAUCUAGAGUGCCUCCGCGGGCGCAAAGUGGGCAAAAAUCACAUGUCUGUUCUCGGUUCUGCAUAUCGUCUGUUAUAAGGUGAACUUUGCAAAUACGGUAUAAUUGUUGUGUCUAUGUGCGUGCCCCCCUUAUUUUAUUUAACUGCAGUCGUGCUAGCUGUACUCUAAAGAGAACAUGUGGAAGAGUCGUAUGAAUUUUGUAACUAUCAGUACUCCAAAUUAUUAUAAUCGUGUUCUGAUAUGUGAUGUCUUUAUAUGCGGUUGGUGAUCACCAGAUGCAGAUCCUGGCUUGUACUUUGUGCUCUAAAUUUUGUACUUUUGGAAUUUUCUGCCCUUGGUGUUUUGGGAACUGAUUUAAGCACUCCCCUACAAUUAAUUUCUAUAGUUCUCCUUGAGAGGAGCAUGAGAUUCUGUGCUA
Molecule: messenger RNA, 1391 nt
Organism: Chenopodium quinoa (quinoa)
Lineage: Eukaryota; Viridiplantae; Streptophyta; Magnoliopsida; Caryophyllales; Amaranthaceae
Product: protein HEAT-STRESS-ASSOCIATED 32-like
Exons: 5
Coding region: 188-1051 (287 amino acids)
Source: RefSeq, a predicted model, not a curated record